Messenger RNA from Bipolaris oryzae ATCC 44560, 420 nucleotides. RefSeq lists its product as uncharacterized. The transcript has a single exon. NCBI's taxonomy places the organism in Eukaryota, Fungi, Ascomycota, Dothideomycetes, Pleosporales, Pleosporaceae. The record is from RefSeq and is a predicted model, not a curated record. The annotation marks the transcript as partial.
GACUAUUUUAAAUUAAUUUAUAACACCUCCUUAUCUAAUAUACUAAGAAGUCUGGCCCUUAAAAGCGCAGGCUAUGGUACGCUUGUUAAAUGUGAAAGAGCGUCUGGCGAUCUUACCUUACCGGCGGAAAUCGAGUCUCUAUCUGCUUACAUUAGGUGGAUAUCUGCUCAAAUUAUGGCCGUUCUAAUACCUAAUGAACUUGGAAUUGUUACUAGACAAGAGGUUAUGGAAUUAAGCAGCGAUACCCUCUUUAGUUACUUUAAUAAACCUGCUAGAGACGUUCACGUUUACGUUCGUUAUCUAGAAACUAGCCAAAUCGAGCGCAAGAGUCUCUUAAAGCAAGUCUGUCCGAUUAGAGGCAUUUCUGUUAGUGCUGCGUUAUCUAUCUGGCAUGAGCUAGACUUGGGCGAUUAUGCCUAG